GUCAAAUUGUGGGACUUUAAGAGUCGCUCCAAAGAAGCGAUUCAAGUGUUAGAUGAGGCCAAAGACAGUGUCUCGUCAGUGGUUGUGUCCGACCAGCAAAUAGUGUCGGCAUCUCUUGAUUGUUCCGUUCGUUCCUAUGAUAUCAGGAAAGGGAUCAUGAAUUGCGACCGAACUGAUGCUUCUGUAAGCAAUGUCUGUUUGACACGCGAUGGACAGUGUCUUCUAAUCAGUUGUCUUAACAAUACCGUCAAAUUACUUGACAAAAGCAAUGGCGAAGUACUAGCGAUAUAUACCGGACAUUCAAAUAGUAAAUAUCGAAUCGACAGCUGUUUGACAGACAAUGAUUCGGUUGUCCUCUCGGGCUCUGAAGACGGAUCAGUGCAUUGUUGGAGUUUAAUUGAGACAACUAUUAUCGGAAAGAUUGGUCACGACAUGCAUAGAGUUGUUCACUCUCUGAGCUCACAUCCGAGUGCUAACAGACUGUUGACCGCAGCCGAGGGUUUCAUAUAUUUGUGGUCUAAUGAAGAUAUAGUGAAAGAGGAGGAGACAUAACGACUUGAG
Medioppia subpectinata is the source of this 561-nucleotide messenger RNA. Lineage: Eukaryota; Metazoa; Arthropoda; Arachnida; Sarcoptiformes; Oppiidae. The record is from the annotation of a GenBank genome assembly.